AAAUCCUACACCAACUCAAACUCUUCCUCGCUGUCUUCUCUUCCUUUCUUCAUUAGGCUUUUUUUCUUUAUUACAUUCCCAUUAGUAUAACGACUAAGCUACCAGUCUACCUCCUGCUUCAGGUAAAUAAUAAGAGCAGCAGCCAUGGACUCCGGCGGCCAAAUUCGGAUCCACCAAGCCGGAAGGCUUCCAGAUUUCUUGCAGAGCGUGAAACUCAAGUAUGUCAAACUCGGCUACCACUAUGUUAUCUCUAAUCUAUUGACCUUGUGUUUCGUCCCCUUGAUUAUUGCUACCUCAAUCGAAGCCUCCCAAAUGAAUCCUGACGAUCUCCGUCAGCUUUGGCUCCACCUUCAGUACAAUCUCGUUAGCAUCGUUAUCUGCUCUACUUUUCUCGUUUGCGGUCUAACCGUUUACAUUAUGACCCGCCCCAGGCCAGUUUAUUUGGUCGAUUAUGCUUGUUUUCGUGCCCCUGAUCAUCUCAGGGCCCCGUUUUGCAACUUCAUGUUGCACUGCAGGCUCACUGGAGACUUUGACGAGUCCUCGCUCGAGUUCCAGCGUAAGAUUUUGGAGCGUUCUGGCCUUGGAGAGGAUACUUACGUUCCUGAAGCUAUGCAUCACGUUCCUCCGAAAAUAAGCAUGGCUGCCGCCAGGGAGGAGGCUGAGCUGGUCAUGUUUGGUGCUUUGGAUAAUCUGUUUGCUAGCACAAAUUUGAAUGCUAAGGAUAUUGGCAUUCUUGUUGUGAAUUGUAGUUUGUUUAACCCAACACCAUCGCUUUCUGCUAUGAUUGUGAAUAAGUAUAAAUUGAGGGGUAAUAUAAGGAGUUUCAAUCUAGGAGGAAUGGGUUGUAGUGCUGGAGUUAUCGCAGUGGAUCUCGCUAAAGAUUUGUUGCAAGUUCAUAGGAAUACUUAUGCAGUUGUCGUCAGUACUGAGAAUAUUACCCAGAAUAGGUAUUUUGGAAAUAAUAAGUCUAUGUUGAUACCAAAUUGCUUGUUUCGAGUUGGGGGUUCCGCAGUUUUGCUUUCUAAUAAAUCUGGCGAAAAAAAGCGGGCUAAGUAUAAGCUUGUUCAUGUUGUGAGGACUCAUCGCGGGGCAGUUGAUAAGGCGUUUCGAUGUGUGUUUCAAGAACAGGAUGAUACAGGGAAGACUGGUGUUUCAUUGUCAAAGGAUUUGAUGGCAAUCGCUGGUGAAGCUUUAAAAUCUAACAUUACCACCUUGGGUCCUCUGGUUCUUCCAAUCAGUGAGCAGCUUUUGUUUUUUUCAACUCUGGUUGGUAAGAAGUUGUUCAAAAAAAAAGUGAAGCCCUAUAUUCCAGAUUUCAAGCUGGCAUUUGAUCAUUUUUGUAUACAUGCUGGAGGGAGGGCUGUGAUUGAUGAGCUAGAGAAGAAUUUGCAACUCCUGCCUGAACAUGUGGAGGCAGCUAGGAUGACACUUCACCGCUUUGGGAAUACUUCAUCAAGUUCGAUAUGGUAUGAGUUGGCCUAUAUUGAGGCCAAAAGAAGAAUGCGAAAGGGCAACCGUGUGUGGCAGAUUGCAUUUGGAAGUGGCUUCAAGUGUAACAGUGCAGUGUGGGAGGCACUCCGAAAUGUGAAGCCAUCAUAUAAGAGUGCCUGGGAAGACUGUAUAGAUAAGUAUCCUGUGAAACUUGCUUGACACAAGAAAAUUUGCGUUUUAGACUUUCCCUUCAGGGAAUUGUUCAUUCAUGAGGAGGGAACUACGGUGUUAUGAAAGUGAAGAAUUGGUUUCUCUUGUGUUUCUUCUUUCUUGUAUUUGUAUCCAGAAUAAAAUGGUGAUAGCAAUUAUUCAAUCUGUAGCCCAAAAUUACAAGAAUUGGAUGAUUGUGGUGUAACAAAUUUAUGGAAAUUUCUCCUGAAUCCCUGUU
This is a messenger RNA of Hevea brasiliensis (rubber tree), 1879 nucleotides long. Its product is annotated as 3-ketoacyl-CoA synthase 4. Gene Ontology annotation, biological process: fatty acid biosynthetic process. The record is from RefSeq and is a predicted model, not a curated record. Lineage: Eukaryota; Viridiplantae; Streptophyta; Magnoliopsida; Malpighiales; Euphorbiaceae. The transcript has a single exon. Bases 145 to 1650 code for a protein of 501 amino acids. Gene Ontology annotation, molecular function: acyltransferase activity, transferring groups other than amino-acyl groups. Gene Ontology annotation, cellular component: membrane.